AUGUCGCAGGAGUAUGAAGCUAUAACCUCAAACCUUUCUCCCUCAUCCCCCCUCCUCACUUUUUCUACUCAUAUUCACCACCUUCUCUCUUACUUCAUACCCCCCUUUUCCUCUCACUCUAUCUGUCAUUGCAGUUGCUGGCUUCGCCUGGACACCUACUUCAUUUGGAGUUUCAUAGGACCAGCAACCUUGAUAAUUAUGCUCAACGUGAUCUUCCUGGGCAUUGCUCUCUACAAGAUGUUCCAUCACACAGCCAUCUUGAAACCAGACUCUGGUUGCCUGGACAACAUCAAAUCGUGGGUGAUCGGGGCCAUUGCCUUGCUAUGUCUGCUGGGCCUUACCUGGGCCUUUGGCCUGAUGUAUGUCAACGAGAGCACGGUGGUCAUGGCCUACUUGUUCACCAUCUUCAACUCCCUGCAGGGAAUGUUCAUCUUCAUCUUCCACUGUGUGCUGCAGAAGAAGGUGCGUAAGGAGUAUGGAAAAUGCCUGAGAACUCACUGCUGCAGUGGCAAAAGUGUGGAAAGCUCCGUCGGCUCUGGAAAAGGCACCGCCUCUCGUGCCCCAGGACGUUACUCCACAGGGUCACAGAGCCGCAUCCGUCGAAUGUGGAAUGACACAGUCAGGAAACAGUCCGAGUCCUCUUUUAUGACCGGCGACAUCAACAGCUCUGCGUCACUCAACAGAGGGGCUAUGGCUAACCAUCUUAUACCUAAUGCACUCCUACGUCCUCAUGGCACUAACAAUCCCUAUAAUACAUUGCUUGGGGAAUCGGCAGUCUAUAACAACCCUCUGGGCAUGUACAACACACAAGAGCCCUACAGAGAGACAAAGGGAAUCCUGAACAAUGCCCGGGAUACAAGUGUCAUGGAUACUCUACCACUGAAUGGUAACCAUGGCAACAGCUACAGUAUCGCCAGCGCUGAGUACAUGAGUGACUGUGUCCAGAUCAUUGACCGGGGCUAUAACCACAAGGAGACCACCCUGGAAAAGAAGAUCCUGAAAGAGCUCACCUCCAAUUAUAUCCCCUCCUACCUCAACAAUUCCCACGAGCGCUCAACAGAGCAGAACCGGAACCUAAUGAAUAAGCUGGUCAAUAAUGUUAGCAACGGUGGCAAGGACAGUGGCUAUGGGAUGGGCUUGGGAGUGGGGAUGGGCAUGAAUGUCGCGCUGAGCCUGGAUGACCACUCCACCUUUGGUCUGCACCACGACGAAGGCCUGGGCCUGGAGUUAAUCCGCGAGGAGUCUAACGCCCCGCUGUUGCCUCAAAGACCGCCCCCUUCACUGCAGGCGGUGGACAACCUCCACAAUCACCUCCACCAGUCAGUGCCGCCACCCCUCCCACUUCCCCACCAUCCCUUCUCGUCCGCCACCACUUCCUCCUCGUCUCGAAGGCGGAUCCCCCAGGAGAACAGCGAAAGUUUCUUUCCCUUACUUACUAACGAGCACACCGAGGACGAGAGCUCGUCACCCAGCCACAACCACCAGAGAGACUCCCUCUAUACCAGCAUGCCCAUGUUGUCCGGCCUGCCCGACGUGUCUGCGGAAUCUGCUGAUGGCUCCAAGGAUGGCGGGGAUGCCAAGAGCCCAGAGGCCAGCUCGGAUGACGUUUACUACAAGAGCAUGCCCAACUUGGGCUCACGUAACCACCUCCAUCAGCUGCACUCCUAUUACCAGCUAGGGCGGGGCAGCAGCGAUGGCUUUAUCGUGCCCCCAAACAAAGAGGAUCUAUCUCCAGAAGAGGCCCACCAGGAGCCCUCACACCUGGUCACCAGCCUAUAGGCCCAACACCCUCCUAUGCCUCCAGUGUCCCUCCUUUUACUGUAGUCCUCUUCUCUUCCCUGUGUCCCCUUGUUCCAUCAGUCGUUGGCAGUGGUAGCCUUUGUUCUUAUUCUGUGUCCCGAAGAAUGAGGCGGAGCAAAUAACUGUACUCUCGCUGUUACUCACCACAAACAGGAUAAUAAUUGCUACGUAUGGGGGCUAAUAUGUGACAAUAUUUGGUUAGACAGUGCGGGAAUCUGUUGAUGUUGUGUUUCUCCGCUCAAACCCUGUGUGGUUUGGUGUGUUUUGUCUCAGUGUGAAGAGACAAUUACUCACACAGGAUUUUUAGGUCUCAGAGAUAGAGUCUGACAUUCAAAAGGAACUGCAUAGCCCCAAACUAUACAAGUCUAAACUGUAGACUUCACCAGAAUAAAUGGGAAAUUUAAAAAAGGACUAUUUUAUUAUACUUCUGUAUCUAUAUUGACUUUUUGAAAGAUUUUCUUCCUCUUUGGUGAGUUGCAGCACAUUUUGUUUGCUGAAGUGUCCCUUCAAUGAAAAAAAAGACAAAAAAAACCCAACGCAUUUUGAACAAUUACCAUGAAGGAAUUAUUGAUCGUAUGCUUUCAAGCAUAGCUGUUCUUUUUUCUUUCAUUUUACUGUAAUAACAGUUGUUAAAAGAGGGAGAAAAAAAAACUAAUAAGAGAAUUAUGAGAUAUUUCUAUGUAAUUGUACAGAUAACUAGCAUUGCACAUAAUAGUAUGCUUUUUUUUUGUUCCAAGCAAACCCUUUGUCUCUGUAAAUGUAGUGGUUAGGAGCAAUUUUGUUCUGUUGUGCUGGCCUUUCUGGGUUUCUGGUACCAGUCUGUUUUUGGUUUCCUCUUUAUCACUUUCCAAGAAAUUACCAUCUAAAUAGAAACAAAAUAACACAAAAAAAUCACAACAAAACACUUACUGUGCAGGCAUUUUUGUGCAACAUAUUCACUUUUGUUUUCAGGUGUGUUUUCUGUUUCCUUUUGAUCUCUCUUCCCAUUUUUUUUUUUUUACUGUGUAGAUAGCAGAGCUCGGGUUCACAGAUCGUCGAGGAGACAGCAUAAGUCCACGUUAAUCAGGAGUUGUCCCUCAGAAAGGUUCAUAGUGCAUUCUGCAUCUCUAUUGGCAUUCAGUAAACGUUUUUGCUUCUCAGAAAGAGAACAAGUUGAACAUCGAUAAGCACUACGAGCUUAUACAAAAAAGAACAAUGGUUGUUUUACUUAUUAAAGAAAGAGCUUUUGAGGGUGAGAAAAACUGGAAGUGUUUUGUUUUUUUUCUUCCUCGAGGAGAAAUUAUAUUUAUUUAUUUGUUUAAAUAAACCGUAAUAAAUUGGAGGAUGGAAGUAAGUUUAGUGGCACAGAUAAGUCUUUAUUAUUGGCUAUGAUUAUGGCUUCUUAUUUAUUCCUUUUGUAAUGGUUUCCAAGUUGAAUGACCUCAUAACUAAUAUUUGUUGUAACAGUGAAACAAAUAAAUUACUGAUUAAGAUUUAUCACUUAGCUAUGGCAAAAGUUCUGGUGUUUUGUCUGGGUCUUGGAACACUUUUAUAUGGGUUAUAGGGAAGGACCUCCAAAUGAUGGAACGAUCAAUGAUUUUUUAAAUUUUUAUUAUCAGUUAAUAUCACUCAUUAGCCCUCUGUCCAUUUUAGUGCCAAAUGAAUUUUGGCCCUGCAACAGUGGAUGUGCUCUGUAUGCUCUGGUCUGCUUUACAAUAGAAGCAGUGAUUUCAUAAGCUGUAAUAAAUAUUUCAAUAUCA
Messenger RNA from Micropterus salmoides (largemouth bass), 3539 nucleotides. Its product is annotated as adhesion G protein-coupled receptor L3-like. Gene Ontology annotation, molecular function: G protein-coupled receptor activity. Gene Ontology annotation, biological process: brain development; synapse assembly; cell surface receptor signaling pathway. The transcript is spliced from 9 exons. NCBI's taxonomy places the organism in Eukaryota, Metazoa, Chordata, Actinopteri, Centrarchiformes, Centrarchidae. The coding region runs from base 1 to 1779 and encodes 592 amino acids. Gene Ontology annotation, cellular component: glutamatergic synapse; membrane; axon. The record is from RefSeq and is a predicted model, not a curated record.